Aspergillus ibericus CBS 121593 is the source of this 1114-nucleotide messenger RNA. Its product is annotated as CDP-diacylglycerol--inositol 3-phosphatidyltransferase. The transcript has 4 exons. The record is from RefSeq and is a predicted model, not a curated record. Bases 232 to 1092 code for a protein of 286 amino acids. NCBI's taxonomy places the organism in Eukaryota, Fungi, Ascomycota, Eurotiomycetes, Eurotiales, Aspergillaceae. Gene Ontology annotation, biological process: phosphatidylinositol biosynthetic process. Gene Ontology annotation, molecular function: CDP-diacylglycerol-inositol 3-phosphatidyltransferase activity. Gene Ontology annotation, cellular component: Golgi apparatus; membrane.
UCUGUCCUGGCGCGUCGCAAGAGCGAGAGUUUCCUAGUCUAACUUAUUUUUGUUUCUCCGAUCGACCUGAAGCUUGCUGCGGACACGGUCCACUCGCCAUCCGUCGUGGAACCCCUCGGAUAGAGCGUCUUUCCUCCGUCAACUCCCAGUCGUCAGACGUCCUCUCCUUUCAGCUUGCCGAAAAAUUCCCCUUCUGUCAAUUCACUUCUGCUAUUACACUUUCCCGCCAAGAUGAGCCCCCGAACCCGAUCACAAAAAGCCGCCGCCGAGCUAGUAGCAACCGACCCAUCGCCAGCGGUCAACGGCACCCUCCAGGAGUCGUCGAAAGGCAGCGGAGUGGACGCUGCCAAUGACGAUGUGCAGGAGAAUGUUUUCCUCUUCGCUCCGAACCUAAUCGGAUAUGCGCGUGUUGUGUUGACGAUGGCCUCGCUCUACUAUAUGCCCCUACACCCGCGGACGUGCUCCCUUCUAUACAGCGUGUCGUGUCUGUUGGAUGCCCUGGACGGAUAUGCGGCGCGGUACUAUAAUCAGUCCACUACCUUUGGUGCGGUGCUGGACAUGGUGACAGAUCGGUGCACGACCGCGUGCCUGUUGGUGUUCCUGAGCUCCGCCUGGCCGCGGUGGGCCAUCAUCUUCCAGAGCUUGAUCGCUCUGGACAUGGCCAGUCACUACAUGCACAUGUACGCGACUCUUAGCAUGGGUGGCUCCAGCCAGAGCCACAAGAAGGUGGAGGCUAGCCGGAGCUGGGUUCUGUACCAGUACUACCACAGCAGGACGGUUCUGUUCAUUUGCUGCGCGCUGAACGAGCUGUUCUUCAUCGGACUGUACCUGCUGUCGUUCUCCUCCCCCACCUUGUCCCCGUCCCUCCUGCAGCCGGUGAGCACCGCUAGCCCCUGGAGUGCGGGUGCUCUCGAGAUGGCCCGGGCGAACAAGAUUGACAGCUUCUGGCCCUGGGUGAUCACGGGUAUCUCGGCCCCCGUCAUGGCCCUCAAGCAGUUCAUCAACGUGGUGCAGCUGGUCAAGGCGAGCAAGUGGCUGGUGGAGGGUGACAUGGCCAGCCGCAAGGCCUUGCGCGCUGGCAAGAAGAACUGAGUUGAUGUGAGUUCGUGGCUUG